CAGUCGAUGGUGGAAGCUUCACAACAGAGGAAAACCUCUAGCAUUUCCCGCCUCAGCGAUGCCUUUUGCAGAGAAAUCGAUUGGAAAAUUUUGUGAAUUUCAUUAAAGGGAAUUAUGUGAAAAGUGAUGUGGCAUAUUGUAUUGUUGCUAAAAUCCACAACAGAGAAAGGAGCUUUUAAUUGUAUAUAAUCCCUCCAAACUGUUUUAUUGAAAGAGAAGUUUUUUUUUGCCUAAUCAAAGCUGAGGGAAUUUGCUGUCCAUUGAUUGAGGGAAUUUUCAUCAAUUGCGUGUAAAUUUACCAUAAAAUGAUUUUUACCUCAAUCCCUUAUGGAACGGGUAGUCGAUGGGCCCUUGGAGCCAUAAUCCUUGUACACCAGAGCGUUUACAAUGAAUUUGGAGCAACAACAACGCUUUUUGCGCUCCUUGUUGCAGCACUUCCAGCUACAUUUUCAGCACUCUGCCGCAGUGCCACGAAUAAAAUCACAAACAUCGGCUAUUUGAGGACAAAUCACAAAUGUGACUUUCUACUCCUUUUCCUCACGCUCUGGAUGGACAUUCUGGCCCUUUUGGCAGCAUGUGGUGCCCUAGCAAGGACACUCAGCACUUGUUUGGAUACAAUGACUGGUGGAAUGGCUCGUAUGUGGAUUCUAGGCAGAAAUUCAUCGCCAAACGAGCCAUGGCCAGAUGUUCUGGGUGUAUCUGUUGUAUUCCUUGUAUCUGGAAUGUUUAUGCUGGGCCUGGAGAAUACAAAGAUCUUUGGGUGCCUCAUGAUAUCGGGCGUACUGGGAAUUGUUGGUCAACUGGGGAUUGUGACGUGGCUGCAGGGAGAUGAAACUGAAUGGCAUCACUCAACGUGGUUCCCCGAGGGUAUUUCCGGGGUUGCUGCUGGAGCUGCUUUGUGCGCUUUCUCCUUUCCCGCCGAAAUGCCAACAAGUGCACGAUACAAUCGUCUCACUGGUCUUGCAAUAAUCCUCGUGGUGACCUUUACACACGUCCUCACGGCUGCCUGUCUCUCCACGCUGGUACACUUUCAGCCAGGCAGUGAUUUCUUAGCUGUACCAAUUUUUAAAAUUCUCACCUACGUGGAUCUAACAAAAGUCAUCCCAGCCAUGGCAUGUCUCCUCGUUCUGGCCUGCUCUGGAGCCCUAAUGGAGCUCUUCCCCGAAAUGUAUUCCCUCAUUGUGAAGCUAACAACAUCCGAAUGGAAAAUUCUCGCCAAGCAAAUUGGCUACGAGAGUCGUGAUAGUGGUAGUCCAGUUCUUGCCAUAUUCACCGGAGGUAGUCUCUGUGCAAUGCUUGCCUUUGCUUGUCCCAUGGAGAAUUUAAUCUACAUCCUAGCUGGAAGUCAUCUCCUGGCAACAAUAUUCCGAGCCCUCUACCUCCUAUACACACCGUAUCGACCUAAAUGCAUUGAACACCAGGGACCAUCUCUUGCCUAUACUCGCCUCCAAUCAGCUCCACCUCCUGCCACACAAAAUCUUCCCGCAUCCGCUUCCACUUCCCGCAGUUUGUGGUGCUUCCGCAGGGCAUCAGCAGUAGCGGCUAGUGUGACAAAAGCCCGCUUGCCGAAGAAGCCCCACAAUGAGGAAUUGGAGCGCGAAUGGCUGCUCCUCGGUGAACCUCCAUCGCCACGAUGUCUUGACCACCCAGAUCCCACGGAAGAUGCCGAAUCGUCAAUCCUCAGCGAUGAUGGCGAACAAGCUGCAGCCUCUGAGGAAAGUUCCACCGAUAUUGAUGCCAUUGUCGAUGAGUACCGGCAGAAGAUAAGAGUUUCAAUGGCUGGACCGAUGGAUAAGAAUUUGAAGACACCCUCCGUGACAACUUGGAGAAUUUCCCUCAUUGGAAUAUUUUUUAUACUCUGUGGAAUUGCUUCAAUCACCUUCGGAGUGGUCUACAUGGAAUACAUUUCCCUUUCUUCGGGAAUUCUUGGUGCUCUUCUGGCCAACAUAAUCCUAUUCUGCCUCCCAAAGCAUCAUCAGCAACAGGGGCAGGUUUCCUCCUUAACGGCCACCCUUUCCCUCAUUGGUAGUUGUGUCCUCCUCACGGGGACUCUCAGCAAUUCUUGGGCUGCUCUUGUCUUUUGGAUCACAGCUGGAUUCAUCUUUUGCAUCCGAUGCGACACAUGGUGCUGUUUGUGCCUCGAUGGUGCCACAAUUUCGGCGCACUCCCACAUAAUACCCAAUGUGUCAUCGAAAUUGGACAAUUUGAGGCAGAGAUCUGUGAAUGGUCUCCAUCUGCCGAGUCGCAUUCCAACACACAGAUGACAUUUGGCCAGUUCCGAGAGUGAUAUUCUCGAGGGGGAAGACACCGUGGAGGAGUGGAGUGAUUAAGGAGGAAGAGAUUAUAAACAAAAAAUAAUAUAUGUGGAAAAAGUGAUUUUCAAAUGCGGCCUUUCACAAAACACUUUUAUUUUUCUCUUCUUCUUUUGCUUUUUUUUUAUUCAAAUGAAGCCUUUGAUUCUUCGUGAUUGGUGUGAAGAAAAUAAAUAAAUAAAAGAACUAUUCUAUUUCUGCUAAUGGAA
Messenger RNA from Lutzomyia longipalpis, 2521 nucleotides. RefSeq lists its product as uncharacterized. Gene Ontology annotation, molecular function: amino acid transmembrane transporter activity. The record is from RefSeq and is a predicted model, not a curated record. The transcript is spliced from 5 exons. Gene Ontology annotation, biological process: amino acid transport. Bases 306 to 2264 code for a protein of 652 amino acids. Lineage: Eukaryota; Metazoa; Arthropoda; Insecta; Diptera; Psychodidae. Gene Ontology annotation, cellular component: plasma membrane.